Eimeria mitis is the source of this 342-nucleotide messenger RNA. RefSeq lists its product as uncharacterized. NCBI's taxonomy places the organism in Eukaryota, Apicomplexa, Conoidasida, Eucoccidiorida, Eimeriidae. The transcript is spliced from 4 exons. The coding region runs from base 1 to 342 and encodes 113 amino acids. The record is from RefSeq and is a predicted model, not a curated record.
AUGGAGAGGGAGGGGUUGUGCUUCGUUGAGGACCCGAAGCCCGUCUUGCAGUACGGGGUAGAGAACCGGGAAUGGCAGGCGGAAGUGUGUAGUUGGGAAGCUCGGUUGGGUGAGAUUGAAUGGGGCGGAAGCGUAGCAGGCAUUGGAAUAUGCUUACUCGUGUGGAGCAUCUGGAUGGCAAUGUUUCGCCGCGUUGAGGAUCUGAUUGUCGCCUUCCGUUUGGGGCUAGAGAACCGGGAAUGGCAGGCGAGAGUGUGUAGUUUGGCAGGCUGGCUGGGUGACGUUGAAGCGAGCUGGAGCGUGGGUGGCGGGGCAGUUUCAUUUAUGGGGAGGUGGGGCUGA